This is a messenger RNA of Astyanax mexicanus (Mexican tetra), 1305 nucleotides long. It is a transcript of the gene stmn1a, whose product is annotated as stathmin 1a. Lineage: Eukaryota; Metazoa; Chordata; Actinopteri; Characiformes; Acestrorhamphidae. The transcript has 5 exons. Gene Ontology annotation, biological process: microtubule depolymerization; regulation of microtubule polymerization or depolymerization; neuron projection development. Gene Ontology annotation, cellular component: neuron projection; cytoplasm. The coding region runs from base 162 to 611 and encodes 149 amino acids. Gene Ontology annotation, molecular function: tubulin binding. The record is from RefSeq and is a predicted model, not a curated record.
CAAUAGGAGCGCAGGAUGCCGUGUGACGACAGUACAGUUUGGUCUUCUUAUGCGCGAACUGAGGAGGCAUGGGAUGAGAAAUCGGCGCGAGCGGGUCUGAGAGAGAGGAGCUGAACCUGUGCUGUGAGACAAGAGUCCCAACUCUGCCCUCAUCUGAGACAAUGGCUUCCCCUAGUGAAAUCAAGGUGAAAGAGCUGGACAAGCGAGCUUCCGGCCAGGCAUUUGAAGUCAUCCUGGCUGACCCUGCCCCAGAUGCCAAAAGCGAGUUCCCUCUCUCUCCCCCAAAGAAAAAGGAUCUGUCAUUGGAGGAGAUCCAGAGGAAACUAGAGGCAGCUGAGGAAAGGCGCAAGUCCCAUGAAGCUGAGGUUCUAAAGCACCUAGCUGAGAAGCGUGAGCAUGAAAAGGAGGUGCUGCAGAAAGCUGCUGAGGAGAAUAAUAACUUCAGCAAAAUGGCAGAAGAAAAGCUUAAUCAGAAAAUGGAAGCCAACAAAGAGAACCGCACAGCAUUAAUGGCCGCGAUGAACGAAAAAUUUAAAGAGAAGGAUAAGAAGCUGGAAGAGGUACGAAAGAACAAGGAGUCCAAAGAACAAACCGGUGACGAAGCAAAUUGAACUGUACAAUUUCUUUUUCCUUUUUUAAAAUCCAAAGAUUAUUUUUUGUUUUUGUUACUUUGAUGGCCAGUAUUUACGUUCAGCCUCCCCUUCCUUUCUCCUCUCUUUGAAGAAAAUGGGAAUUUCUGGAUCCAAUUUGGGUUUUGUUUUUCAUGCAGCUUUUUGAAUGCAUUGCAGUGGUUUUACAUGUGACUUCACUGUGACUCUUAGUCGAAGCUUCAUUUAUUUGAAUGCUUAGCCUCGUUAAUGCAGCUGUAUAUUAGCAUUUGCCUUUGACACAUCUAUUCAUGUAUGUUGCACCCUUGAAUUGUAUGUUUUGUAAAGCCAGCCUGUUUUUAGCACUGUUUGUAGCUGCUGGUUUGUCCCAGGGGCUGCUAUAGGUUCUCGAUCACUGGUGUUCAGUGUAGGUCACUCGGUUCCAGAAACUGCUAAUCCCUGCUUUAUUGUUCUUUUUAGAUAAUCAUUUUGUCUUUAGCACUUUUCCCUCUUUCUUGCUCCUGCUGCCGUUUUACUUCUUGAAGUUUCUUGAAGAUGGGCAUAGGUCAGUUUCUCAUUAGCACAAAGUUGUUCAAUGCAGAUGAGGGGAUCCAUCCUGGCUUGAAAGCAAAAUACUCUGCUCUACAUGUGGAAUGCAAAAAAAGCAAUACAUUUUGGUGACUUGAUGUAUUAGUAAAUAAACGAAAUGCAACAAGUA